AUGGCAGUUUGGAAUCAUACAAGAGUGAAGGAGUUCCUUCUAGUAGGAUUAACUGAAAAUCCUAAUUUGCAAAUCCCUCUCUUUUUUGUUUUUGCUUUCAUUUAUUUCAUCACUCUGAUAGGCAACUGGGGAAUGAUUGUUUUAAUUUGGUUAAAUACCCGACUUCAUACUCCAAUGUACUUCUUUCUUAGCAAUCUUUCUUUUUGUGAUAUCUGCUACUCUACAGUUUUUGCUCCUAAGAUGCUAGUACAUUUCUUAUCGGUGCACAAGUCCAGCACAUUUUCUGGUUGUGUACUACAGAGCUUCUUUUUUGCAGUAUAUGUAACAACAGAGGGCAUCCUCCUGUCUAUGAUGGCUUAUGACCGCUAUGUGGCAAUAGCUAAUCCAUUGCUGUAUACAGUCAUCAUGACUCAAAGAGUGUGUAUACAGAUGGUCCUUGUAUCUUACUUAGGUGGACUCAUCAAUUCCUUGACACACACAAUAGGUUUGCUCAAACUAGACUUCUGUGGUCCUAACAUAGUGAAUCAUUAUUUCUGUGACAUUCCUCCUCUUUUAAGGCUUUCUUGCUCUGAUGCACACACCAAUGAGAUACUGCUUUUGAUCUUCUCUGCGGUCAUUGCAAUAUUCACUUUCAAUAUCAUCAUGAUUUCCUAUGUUCGCAUCAUCAUUGCCAUCCAGAGAAUCCGUUCAGCUGAGGGGAGGCACAAAGCCUUCUCCACCUGUGCUUCCCACCUGACUGCUGUGAUCUUAUUUUAUGGGUCUGUGACUUUUAGUUAUAUCCAGCCAAGUUCCCAAUAUUCCCUGGAACAAGAGAAGGUUUCUGCUGUGUUUUAUACCUUGGUGAUCCCCAUGCUAAAUCCAUUGAUUUAUAGCCUUAGGAAUAAGGAUGUGAAGGAUGCUGCAAAAAGAUCAAUAUUGUGGAAGAGAUUCCCUACUUGA
This is a messenger RNA of Chrysochloris asiatica (Cape golden mole), 939 nucleotides long. Its product is annotated as olfactory receptor 1052-like. NCBI's taxonomy places the organism in Eukaryota, Metazoa, Chordata, Mammalia, Afrosoricida, Chrysochloridae. Gene Ontology annotation, cellular component: membrane. The record is from RefSeq and is a predicted model, not a curated record. Bases 1 to 939 code for a protein of 312 amino acids. Gene Ontology annotation, biological process: G protein-coupled receptor signaling pathway; sensory perception of smell. The transcript has a single exon. Gene Ontology annotation, molecular function: olfactory receptor activity; odorant binding; G protein-coupled receptor activity.